Plasmodium gallinaceum is the source of this 801-nucleotide messenger RNA. RefSeq names its product SF-assemblin, putative. Bases 1 to 801 code for a protein of 266 amino acids. Gene Ontology annotation, molecular function: structural constituent of cytoskeleton. The transcript has 2 exons. NCBI's taxonomy places the organism in Eukaryota, Apicomplexa, Aconoidasida, Haemosporida, Plasmodiidae. The record is from RefSeq and is a predicted model, not a curated record.
AUGAUUGAAAAUAGUGAAAGCUCUAAUAUAUCUGAUGAAAAUUUUCCUUAUGAUUUAAAUAUAAGUAGGAAUAAAAUACAUGACGUAAAUUUUUUAAAUGAAUCAAGUUUUUUCGAAGAAAAAAAGAAUAAAAAAAUAGACGGAGAGAAUUUUUAUCAAGAGAUAAAAUAUGAUAUAUUAAGAAUUGAAAGGAAUAUAAAUACGGAAGUUAAAAAACGAAUUGAAGCAAACAAAAAUAUUCAACAAUUAAUAGAGCAUAUGGCUAAUGAUAUGAUAAAUAAUGUAUUAAAUAAAAUAACAACGAAAAUUGAAAAUAUUUCGAUUGAUUUAGAUAAAAUUAUAAAAAGAUGUGAAGAAUUAGAAAAAAUUAUAGGAGAAAUAAAAGUUGAUCUUCCUACAAAAAUUCAAACAGAAAUGAUUAGUUUAAAAAGAGAAAUAUCCGAUUUUCAAAUUGUUGUAAAUAAAUAUAUAAAUAAUAAAAAAAAGAGAGAUAACAUAUUAUAUGGAAAGAUAGAAAACAUUAGUGCUUAUAUAUGUAGUAAAAUUCAAAGUGAAAUAUGUUUUAAGCAAGAAGAUUUGAUUGCCCUUAAAAAUGAAAGUGAAAAAUUGCUUAAUUAUGAUUAUAACGAAGAUAUAAACUUCAAAAAUAUUUUUAUUGAAGAAAUUGAAGAGAUCAAAGAUGCUCUUGCUUUAACGAUCAAAGCAAGAGAACAGUCUGAUGAUGAUAUUAUACAAGCUAUGAACAAAUAUACAAAUGUGUUGCAAAAAGCAUUACAAUCAGUUAUUAUCAACAAUAAUUGA